UUUGAUACCACUUAUAGGAAAACGGGAACUGUCUAUAGCUUUUCUUGUCUGUGCUACAGACUAUAUAAGCCGAGAUGUUACCGUUCCUUGUGUCAGCCACUCUAGCCUUUGUGACACAGCAUCGCCAACCCACCUGGGCAUCAAACAUCUAGGCAUUUUAGAGCCAAAUUGUAUCACUUUACCUGGUAAUUAAACCCACAUCAUGGCACAGCCGCAACCAAGAAUCGCUAUUAUCGGUGGAGGUCCUGCUGGGCUCACCCUUGGUGCCUUGCUGCACCAGCACAACAUCCCCUUUACUAUCUACGAACUUCGCCCUCGUCCAACGGACAAAGAGCUCGCCGAACCGUCAGGAAUGCUCGACCUCCACGAGGAAUCUGGUCUAGCCGCAGUGCGCGCAUGUGGACUUUACGAGAAAUUCCUCCCCCUGACUGGGGAUUGCGAGGAGUCAAUGAUAGUCUCGGACAAGCACGGCAACAUCUUACAUUCGGACCAGGCUGGGCUUGCCAACCGGCCUGAGAUCUCCAGGCACAACAUCAUCCGGCUUUUCAUGUCCAAGAUCCCAGAGGCCUAUAUCAGGUACGACUCGAAAUUGCUUUCCGCAGAACGCAACCCCACGACUGGCGUGGUGACCCUGGAACUCUGCUCCGCGACAAACCCUUCCGCCGUAUCGUUCGAGAAGUACGACCUAGUCAUCGGCGCCGACGGGGCGUGGUCCAAGAUCCGGCCCCUCGUCAGUGAAGUCAAGCCGCAGUCGAGUGGGCUGCAGUACCUCACGAUGUACAUCAGGGACAUCGAAACGCGCUAUCCCCACCUGGCAGGCCUGGUAGGUAAGGGGUCAUUCAUAGCGCUGGGGAACAAACACGGCCUGAACAGCCACCGCGCCGCGCAGGGCUCAGCCCUGAUCUACCUGAUGACCAACGCGCCCGGCGGCGACGAGGGCGCAAUGAUCAAGUCCCUCUCGAGGAUGUCCGUGCCAGAGCUCAAGGCCCACUUCCUCGGCGACGCCAACAGCUACGGCGACUGGGGCCCCGCCCUGAAGGAGAUCAUCACGGUGGCCCUCGACGAGCAGGCCCCGCACGGGGUGCAGAUAAAGCCUCUCGUGAUGCUGCCCAUCGGGCACAGGUGGGGCCCGAAGCCCGGGGUCACUCUGGUCGGGGACGCCGCGCACGUGAUGACGCCCUUCGCGGGCGAGGGCGUCAACUCGGCCAUGUGGGACGCGCUGCACCUUGCCGCUGCUGUAUCUGAGGCGUGGGCUGCGCGCGGAGAGGAUGAGAGAGAUUUCGGUGACGCGCUGGCACCGCUCCUGAGGAAGUACGAGGAGGUCAUGUUUGUGCGGGCGCAGGAGAAGGCUGAGGAGACUUGGAGGAAUUGCGAGAUGAUGUUUGCCGAGGAUGGGGCGCAGGCGCUCGCGGCCAUGAUGCAGAGUUUCUUCGAGGCGGGCCCCCCUCAGUAGGCGGGCUGCCGCUUCUUCACAUAUACCGAGCUGGUCUGUCAGCUACGUUCAAAUGUUAAUAGGAUUCAUG
This is a messenger RNA of Diaporthe batatas, 1523 nucleotides long. RefSeq lists its product as uncharacterized. Bases 203 to 1453 code for a protein of 416 amino acids. Gene Ontology annotation, molecular function: FAD binding. Lineage: Eukaryota; Fungi; Ascomycota; Sordariomycetes; Diaporthales; Diaporthaceae. The transcript has a single exon. The record is from RefSeq and is a predicted model, not a curated record.